Molecule: messenger RNA, 1718 nt
Organism: Nannospalax galili (Upper Galilee mountains blind mole rat)
Lineage: Eukaryota; Metazoa; Chordata; Mammalia; Rodentia; Spalacidae
Gene: Epor
Product: erythropoietin receptor
Biological process (GO): positive regulation of cell population proliferation; cytokine-mediated signaling pathway; hemopoiesis
Cellular component (GO): membrane; external side of plasma membrane
Molecular function (GO): erythropoietin receptor activity; protein binding
Source: RefSeq, marked provisional
GCUGUGGACUGUGCCAGGGGUGGAGGGGAUUCGGCCUGGCUGGAGCCCUGGGCUCCCUAGGGCUAGGGCUGCAUCAUGGGGUACUUCCUUGGGGUGCCCCUGUGGCCUCCAGUCGGACCCCUCUGUCUCCUACUUGCCGGAGCAGCCUGGGCGCCUUCACCUAGCCUCCAGGACCCCAAGUUUGAGGGCAAAGCGGCCAUGCUGGCAUCCCGUGGCUCGGAAGAACUUAUGUGCUUCACAGAGCGAUUGGAGGACUUGGUCUGUUUCUGGGAGGAAGCAGUGGGCUCCAACUACAGCUUCACUUACCAGCUCGAGGGUGAAUCACGAAAGUCGUGUGGCCUGCACCAGGCGCCUACAACCCGCGGUACAGUGCGUUUCUGGUGCUCACUGCCUACCGCAGACACAUCAAGCUUCGUGCCCCUGGAACUGCGAGUCAUAGCCACCUCCGGGACUCUGCGCUAUCACCGUAUCAUCCACAUCAAUGAAGUAGUGCUCUUGGACGCCCCCACAGGGCUGCUGGCACGACGGGCUGAGGAAGGCAGCCACGUGGUGCUGCGCUGGCUGCCACCUCCUGGGGCACCGAUGACCACCCAUAUCCGAUAUGAGGUGGAUGUGUCCGCAGGCAACGGUGCAGGGGGAGUGCAGAGGGUGGAGAUCCUGGAAGGCCGCACAGAGUGUGUUCUGAGCAACCUGCGGGGCGGUACGCGCUACACCUUCUCAGUGCGCGCACGCAUGGCAGAGCCCAGUUUCAGCGGUUUCUGGAGCGCUUGGUCUGAGCCCGCGUCGCUGCUGACCACUACUGACCUGGACCCGCUAAUCCUGACGCUGGCUGUCAUCCUGGUCCUCAUCGCGAUGCUGCUGAUAGUGCUGGCUCUGCUCUCCAACCGCCGGAGCCUGAAGCAGAAGAUUUGGCCUGGCAUCCCAAGCCCAGAGAGCGAAUUUGAGGGUCUCUUCACCACCCACAAGGGUAACUUUCAGCUGUGGCUGUUGCAGCAUGAUGGUUGUUUGUGGUGGAGCCCAUGGACCCCUUUCUCUGAGGACCCACCAGCCCGACUGGAAGUCCUCUCGGAGUGCUGUUGGGGGAUCACCCAGGCCUCCAGGCCUGACAUGGAUGAUGAGGGGCCCUUGCUGGAGCCAGUGGACAGUGAGCAAGCCCAGGACACCUACCUGGUGUUGGAUGAGUGGUUACUGCCUCGGAGCCCAGGCAGCAAGGACCUCUCAGGACCUGGGGACACUGUGGGUCCAGUGGCUGUGGAUGAAAGCUCCAGAGCAUCUUCCUGCUCCUCUGACUUGGCCUUGAAGCCUAGGCCAGAGGAUACCUCACCUUCCAGCUUUGAGUAUACCAUCCUAGACUCCAGCUCUCAGCUCUUGCGCCCUCGGGCACUGCCCCCUCAGCUACCUCCCACCCCUCCUCACCUAAAGUACCUGUACCUCGUGGUAUCUGAUUCAGGCAUCUCAACAGAUUACAGUUCAGGAGGCUCCCAGGGAGUCCAUGGGGACUCAUCCAAUGGCCCCUUCUCUCACCCUUAUGAGAACAGCCUGUCCCAGCCCCAGAGCCUCUGCCCACAUGGUCUGCUGUAAGGACUUCAGCCUGAAAAAGCCUGGGGAUCCAAGAGGACCCCAAGCUCAGGACUUUCUGAACAGGGCUGGUGAAGCCACACUCACAGGUAAGAAGAGCACAGCUAACCUCAGCUCUCUAUCCAGUCCAUCCUUCUCAG